AUGGCGUACAACCAGAGCACCCCCAUCAUCAAGUACAACGGCCAGGACUUCCACUCCUUGCGGGAUCAGUGCCUUAGCAGAGGCCAGCUCUUCGAGGAUGACACCUUCCCCCCCACGCUGGCCUCCAUAGGCCCACUGCUGCUGAAGGGAGAGAAUCUCUCCCGCCUGGAGUGGAAGCGGCCACAUGACUUAUCAAAAGGGGCACCCUACUUCAUCCUGAAAGGUGUGAGCAGAUUUGACAUCCAACAAGGAAUGGCAGGAGACUGCUGGUUCCUGGCUGCGCUGGGCUCCUUGACACAGAACCCAGAGUAUCUGCAGAAGAUCCUGAUGGAGCAAAGCUUUUCCUAUAACUACGCAGGGAUUUUCCGUUUCCGGUUCUGGCAGUGUGGCCAGUGGGUGGAGGUGGUGGUGGACGAUCGCCUGCCCAUCCUGGACAGGAGGUACCUCUUUGUGAACACCCGCUGCGACAACCAGGAGUUUUGGCCCUGCCUGCUGGAGAAAGCCUACGCCAAGCUGCGCGGGUCCUACCUCAACCUGCACUACGGCUACCUCCCCGAUGCGCUGGUGGACCUGACAGGGGGCGUGGUCACCAGCAUCGACGUGACCUCCUCCCCGGCCGACAUGCUGGUCAUGGUGCAAGCAGCCGCCCAGGCCGGCUCCCUCAUCACGUGCGCCACGCCCGCGGGGCCCACAGGAGUGGCCACAAAGCUGCAGAAUGGCCUGGUGAGCCAGCAUGCCUACACUGUGACCGGUGCUGAGCAGGUCCAGUACCGGAGGGGCUGGGAGGACCUGAUCCGCCUUUGGAACCCCUGGGGAAACACGGAGUGGAAAGGGCCCUGGAAGGACGGGUCUGUGGAGUGGCAGGAGAGUCGCGACCCGCGGAAAGACCAGCUGUACCAGGACAAAGAGGAUGGCGAGUUUUGGAUGUCGAUUCAAGAUUUCCAGGACAACUUCUCCUGCCUGUACAUGUGCAACAAAGUCCCCAUCAGCGUGGAAGACGGCAACAUGGUCUGUGCGAGAUGGUCCCAGAAGAUGUUCAAGGGCCGUGUGAUACCAGGAAGCCCAGCAGAUGGCUUCUGGAGGGACACCCAGUUCCUUUUCUCUGUGUCGGACAGCAUCCGGGGGGAAAACACUGUCGUGUCCUUCACUAUCAUGCCCCAGGACAUAAGCAAGGAAGAUGAUAAGUUCCCGCUCAGCUUCGAUGUCUUCAAGGUAAGAGCCCCGUUCCAGCACUUCCAGGAGAAGCUGCCACGGACGUUCUUCUCCCAGUACCGAAACAUCAUCAAGGGCAUCGUCUCCAAAACCAAGUGCAACCUCACCAAGAGCUUCCACCUCAGCCCCGGCACGUACGUGGUGGCUGCCUCGGCACGCAGGGAACCGGUAGAGUUCCUGGCCCGAAUCUUCCUGAAGAUGCCAGUGAGCAACAGGAGCUUGGACACCAACUUCAACCUCAAAACCAUGAAGGUAAGUGUGACAAGCGCCAGUCUCCCAGGAGAAGACCCCCGGCUCGUCAUGUUCUACAAAUACUCCCCGCAGGGACUAGACAUGGAGCCCACAGAGCUGCAGAAACUUCUGAACCACGAGCUCCUGAGAGGGAUCUCAGGGGACCUGUUCUCUCUGGACCAGUGCCGGGGCAUUGUGGCCCUGAUGGACGUGAAAGUCAACGGCCGGCUCGACCCCGAGGAAUUUUCCAGACUGUGGAGCCGGUUGGUCCACUGCCAGAGCGUCUUCCAGAACUUUCAGAGGAACUCUGGCGUCUUCCUGAGCUCAGACUUGGGGAGGGCCAUAAAGAGCACAGAAUUCCUCGCAGGCGUCUCAAUGCACAGUGACCUGCUGGAGCUCAUGACACUGCGCUAUGGGGACAGCUCCGGCACGGUCACCUUCCCCAGCCUGGUCUGCUUCCUGAUGCGACUUGAGGCCAUGGCAAAGGCUUUCCAGAAGCUCUCCAAGGAUGGGAAAGGAGUGUACCUGACAGAGAUGCUGUGGUUGAACCUGGUCAUGUACAGCUGA
This is a messenger RNA of Sorex fumeus (smoky shrew), 2010 nucleotides long. RefSeq names its product calpain 13 (gene CAPN13). Gene Ontology annotation, cellular component: cytoplasm. Lineage: Eukaryota; Metazoa; Chordata; Mammalia; Eulipotyphla; Soricidae. Gene Ontology annotation, molecular function: calcium-dependent cysteine-type endopeptidase activity; calcium ion binding. The record is from RefSeq and is a predicted model, not a curated record. The coding region runs from base 1 to 2010 and encodes 669 amino acids. The transcript is spliced from 20 exons. Gene Ontology annotation, biological process: proteolysis.